AUGGGGGGCUGGCAAGUUGAACAUCUUUCUGACUGGCCACACGCUGGCUCCCGUAUCACCCACUGGUUUCGAUGGAUAUGGCGUUUCUUCGGGCGGUUUGCCCAUGGCGUGCUUUUGGGUGACCAGACCGCUCUCCUGAAUAUCGUCCGGAACAAGUUGCGCUCCGACGAUGACGGCAACGACAACGAUCAGUCCAGCACUGACAUCGAAAAACAGCAGACGAAGCGCCCCAGGUCCGACGGAAAAAAGACGACGUGCGUUGUGGCCAGCUUCGACGCUUGGCUAUACGCAGACACGCAACUGUUGUGGGCGCGCCUUUUAUGUGGGGUUUUCGUCAAGGUUGAGGCGAGGUUCGGGAAGUUCUCGGUCCGCAGAGCUCGAGUUCGGAACGCCUUCAGGGACCCAACGCUGGACGUGUGCGCGGCAGCGGCUCUAGCUACGCUGCUCGUGGGAGCCGUCGCUCAAGCAAUCGCCGAUGAGGUCGGGUGGGAGGAUGUCGGAAACGUCCUCGGUUACGGUGGCGUCCCGCGGGUCUUGUAUAUCGCAAUCAAGGGGCGAGGCGAAAACAUCUUGGCGCAAGCUCGGUCAAUGGGGAAAAGCGUUGGGUCAUCACACCUCGGGUUCAUGGCUGAGGUUGAGGAGGAGCUGCAGUUACUGCUCGACAUGAUCAAGGACAUGGGCACGGAGAAGGAGAAGUUUGCCCUUGUCGUGAGCAUCGACAACCUCGACCGGUGCCCGCACGACGAUAUCGUGCAGGUGCUACAGGCCGUGCAUUUUUUGCUCGAAAAGCCUGGGGCCAACUUCAUCCUCAUUUUGGCAUUAGACUCGCGAGUAGUGAUUGCUGCAAUUGGGGCCGGGAUGGACGACCUCGUGCGUCAACGGGUUUCUGGCUCGGAGUAUCUGGAGAAGAUCAUCUACGUACCAUUCUUCAUUCCAGACGGCACCAUGGAAGACCGUAAAAUCCUCAGCGAUGUUAUGCUGAAGGCGUGUAGCAACCCUGGUAAGUAGGGUAAAGUAAAAGACGAAGAGGAUUUAGGAGGUACUGUUCGUCGGUUCAAGCAAUGUUAUCAACUGCCGUUCUCGCUUUCGCUGUACAUAUUGUGAGAUUUUUUUCAUGUUGCUUGCGAUGAAUGUUUCUUAGCCGUAUUCCCAUAGUUUUUCUCCGCGCUAACACGUGGCAGCUAAUCAGGGAUCAGGAGGAGGAGGAGGAGGAGGAGGAGGAGUGGGAGACGGGGGAGGAAGGGAAGGAGAAGGAGGGGGAGAAGGGGGGGCGGGAGAAGGAGGAGCGAGGGGAGGAGGAGGAGAAGCGGGAGGAGGGGGAGAAGAAAGGGGAGAGAAGGAGGAGAGGGAGCAGGAGGAGCGGGAGAAGGAGGAGGGGAAGAAGGGGGAGGAGGGGGAGAAGAAGAAUGGGGAGCGGGAGAUGGAGGAGCGUCGGGAGAAGGAGGAAGAGAAGAAGUGGGAGCGGGAGAGGGCGGAGGGGGAGCAGGAGGAGCGGUAGACGGGGGAGGAGGGGAAGUGAAUCAUGUGGCAUAGUCGACACUCUCGGAGAACUGGAAGCCGGUGCGAGCGAUCGACACUACUCCUCGCAAGAUAAAAUGACUCUGCUACGUACGAGUGCCUGCCGAAAACUUCAAACUUGGUUUAUUGCCGUCCCAUGUGUUCAGUUUGUGGGGUUGUUUGUAUUUCUCGUCCUCACCUGACCGGUGACGGAGCGAGGACACCCACGGAAUCCUCCCCAAGAACAGUUGGGCGUGUUCGGCGACAUGUAUAAUGAAAACCAGUCGUUCAGAGGUCGAGCACUUGCGGUACCUUGUUCAAGUGUGACGAUAGUUUGAUACUUCGGUCGCUAUAUUCAGGCUUCACAUGCUUGUGUUUUCAUCAGAUCGUGUCCUGCGCUUUUAUGCCUUUGCAUGUGCCUGGUUCCAGACAUUCCAUCCAGCGGUCGGUGGCAUUGAAAGUCCUUCCUCGCAUCAGCCACGACGACGCUCGCAAACUCCUUAGAUGGGCCAUCAUCUCAGAGUUUUGGCCUUUCCGAGCAGCUUGCAUCGUCGGCCUCAUCGAACAAGUCCGCGACAACGAGCGCGCCGAUGGCAUGCCAAUCUACAGUUGCUAGUGUAGACACGCACAGGCACAGAUUUCAAAGAUGGUGGGCGAGGUUACGGAAGGCAACCCGUCUUCAGAACAACUGUAUGAUUUUUCUGCAGUCCGGAGGCUGCUUGCCAUAGACCAGACGAGUUGGGUGUCUCAUUCAAAGAGAUCUUGGCGUCUAGGCCUCCGCUGCAAAUGACAGAUUUCGACGAGACCGGAGACCUGAGGCUGCUCUCCUUUUCCUUCAACCUCAACCCUGGAACAGUGGCGAGUGCUACGGCAUGGUUCCGGGCGACUUGGAACUCCCGGGAUAUCACUGACUAGACAACUAUCGUCACCAUCUAGACAUCAGUUUGAGGGAACCCUGGCUCCCGUUUGAAUCCUGUCGUUGCGUGAGAGACACGACGCAUCGUUUUUGAGGUGACAUCGAGUUCUGCGGCUAUUAGCUGUGAUUCCGGGAUGGGCGGAGGUCGUGGCGUGCUCGAGGUCUCACGGAGCGGUGUCAUCCAAGGAAGCUGCUCACAGGAUUGGCGAUGGUGCCAUGAUGUGACAGGGUUCUCUGGCUGUCGUGUAGCGUUCUUUUUACGACGAAUGUUUGGAUUUGGGAAGAACUCCGAUCGACUCGAAGCGUGGCUCAGGGGGUGGAUACGCUCGGAGGGUGACGUAGACGUGUCAAUUGCUUCUUUCCUGUGGGUGCCCGAUGAACCGCUUGAUCCACGGAUGAACAAGGACCAUGAUUGGCGCUACAGUUUUGGGAUGCCUCACCCUUCCGGGCUGCUCCUUGAUUUCGGUCAAAGUGAAAUGUGUGUAUCGUAAGCGGUAUUUUACACGCGGCGAGGGCCUCUCUAUGGAUUGUGUGGUUGACUGCAG
Messenger RNA from Ectocarpus sp. CCAP 1310/34, 2958 nucleotides. The record is from the annotation of a GenBank genome assembly. Lineage: Eukaryota; Phaeophyceae; Ectocarpales; Ectocarpaceae.